Penicillium daleae is the source of this 699-nucleotide messenger RNA. RefSeq names its product tRNA lysidine(34) synthetase. Gene Ontology annotation, biological process: tRNA processing. The transcript has 3 exons. Bases 1 to 699 code for a protein of 232 amino acids. NCBI's taxonomy places the organism in Eukaryota, Fungi, Ascomycota, Eurotiomycetes, Eurotiales, Aspergillaceae. Gene Ontology annotation, molecular function: ligase activity, forming carbon-nitrogen bonds; ATP binding. The record is from RefSeq and is a predicted model, not a curated record.
AUGGCUGGCCAGAAAGCUAUUUCGGUCUCGCAAUUUGUCGAGCACUUCCGCCGUGCUUGGCUGAAUACACAAGGAAAGUUCUAUUCAGGGCAGAGUCUCGAUCGGAAUGACUUCAAUCAUCUUCCUCGCAGGAUCGGCCUCGCCAUCAGCGGCGGUGCCGACUCCAUGGCACUUGCAUUCUUAUGUCGCCAACUAGAACGCUCGGCCUUAGCUGGGCCUAUCUCAUUCACCGCGUUCGUGGUUGACCAUCGUGCGCGCGCAGAAAGCAGUCAAGAAGCACGGACUGUGGCUGGUUGGCUUGAUGCAAUGGGCCUCAAGACAAAAAUUCUGGAGCUAGACUGGGCUCAAUUCGCAAAGCAAGACGCUCCAGGCGAGGCCAAAGAAAAGUUGGCUUUGCCAUCUGCCUUUGAAACGCACGCUCGCUUUCUGCGAUUCCGAGCCCUUGGCACGGCUUGCCGAGAAAGAGGCAUCACUGCCCUUCUAAUGGGUCACCACCAGGAUGACACAGUAGAGACCACCAUCUGGCGACUUAGUUCUGGAGGAAGAGGCACUGGCCUUGCCGGAAUUGCCGAAAUUGCUCGAAUCCCAGAGUGCCAUGGUCUUUUCGGGGUCUCUGAGAGCGGCUCGUCGGUCCAAUUAUCUCAACAUGGCAGGCAUGGUCAGAUGCCAAUGCACGUCCAAGUCGACGACAAAAAAUAA